Messenger RNA from Oppiella nova, 1188 nucleotides. The record is from the annotation of a GenBank genome assembly. Lineage: Eukaryota; Metazoa; Arthropoda; Arachnida; Sarcoptiformes; Oppiidae.
UCAUGGGUUAUCGUUGAGGUGCCCGUCGGUUGGGAAGUGAAUCAAAUAUCUUGCGGACCGACUGGACUGGUUUGGACGGUCGCGUGGGACGGGUCGGCAUUAGUGCGGACGGGAAUAAAUAGAGACAAUGUUUGUGGGAAUAAUUGGGUUAAAGUGGAGGCGCCCAAUGAGUCCAAAUUAAUGCAAGUCUCUGUCGGCGUCGAUAGUGUUUGGGCCUUAACUCGUGACGGAAAGGUAUGGUUUAGAAAAGGCAUCCGAGGCCUCAAUUCGGGUCAUAAUGACAACUGUGCCGUCGGUUUGGGUUGGGUUGAGAUGUUUCAAGAAAUGUCUUUAUUAUCCGUUACUUCUAAUGAUCAGACCCAGGCCUGGAUCUGGAUAUCAGCCUCCAGUUGUGCACUCAAUUCCGAUUCAUAUCUUCAAUUCUCUUAUGCAUCGCACGACUCACAGACAUCACUCGACAUUUCUUUGGGAUCAAGUCUUGGAAAAGAGCAAAGUAUUUGUUCAGAGGAAUGCGAGUGGAGAUCAAAUAUUUUGAUGCAAUUGAAUAAAAGAUAUGAAAUAGAAAUGAAGGACUUUAUGUCAGUUUAUCAAAAGGCUAUUGAAUCGGGUGUUUGGAUAAAGUCGGGCACAUGUUUUGUGGCCAAAAGUGACAAAACAGUGACCAAUUGGUGUCCCGGUCUGCUUGAACUCGAGAGACAAGGUGUUGAGAGAACCACUGAAAGCGGAAGUCUCACCAUAUCUUACUCUAAUUCAUCUCAAAAGAUAAAAGUGAACAAAAAAGUGUUAAAUUUGGCCGAAAUUAGCUGUGCUUUCAUUGGCUCGUCCGAGAACUCUAUGUACUCUAUAAGCAAUUGUUUAGUGAUUAUUGCAAACAAUUUUAUUGCAAAAAUCAAAUUCCAAACGGACACCGAAUUAGAUGACUGGUUGGCCACGAUCAAUUUGGUUUGUGGUGAUCUCCACACUAUUAAUGGUACAACUGGUAUACCUGGUGCCCGGAUCCUCUGUGUGACAAAUAAAGGCGAUCUCUAUGUUGGCCACCAAUUAAGUGCUGACAAUAUAUUUUACUAUCUCCUAAGUGGUGGUCAUUUCAAUUCAGUGACCGCUUGUUUGGGUGUUGUCUGGGCACUUUCGUACGACCAUGUCUUGUUUGUUCAUAAUAAUGGAUCAGGAGGUGGAGUUUAUAAAGAC